Molecule: messenger RNA, 1089 nt
Organism: Fusarium tjaetaba
Lineage: Eukaryota; Fungi; Ascomycota; Sordariomycetes; Hypocreales; Nectriaceae
Product: fatty acid methyltransferase
Exons: 3
Coding region: 1-1089 (362 amino acids)
Biological process (GO): lipid biosynthetic process; cellular response to biotic stimulus
Source: RefSeq, a predicted model, not a curated record
AUGCGCAAAUAUUUCGACGGCGACGCAGACUUCAAUGGCGACGUCCUUGAAGUGCUUGAGUACCGUCAUGAUUGGGCGUCCUUCCGUUUCACAUGGGAGCUAUUUCGAUACAUCGUUGUCAACUUUGCUACCGAUGUCCUCAUCCAUAGCCGAUCUCAGGAUGAAGAUCAGGUUCGAGACCACUAUGAUCGUGGUGAUGACUUCUAUGCUUGGUUUUUGGGUCCGCGAAUGGUCUAUACAUCCGGCAUCAUCUCCGAUGUGACCAAGGAGGAGUCUCUCGAACAGCUACAGGAUAACAAGCUUGCUAUCGUGUGCGAAAAGAUUGCCCUGAAGCCUGGCGAGACCUUGUUAGAUAUUGGUUGCGGUUGGGGUACGCUUGCCAAGUUUGCUAGUGUCAACUAUGGUGCAAAGGUGACGGGCAUCACUCUCGGGCGUAACCAAACCAAGUGGGGGAACGAGACCCUGCGCAGGGCUGGCGUAUCAGACUCUCAAAUUCACUGCAUGGACUAUCGCGACAUGCCCAAGGCUAAAUACGAUAAGAUUACUUGCCUGGAGAUGGCUGAACAUGUCGGUAUUUUUAAGAUUACUAACUUUCUUCGACAGUGUCGCGAUAUGUUGGAGGAUGAUGGCGUUAUGCUCCUCCAGAUUGCAGGCAUUCGACAAGCUUGGCAGUAUGAGGAUCUGGUCUGGGGCUUAUUCAUGAAUAAAUAUGUAUUCCCGGGUGCAGACGCAUCUGCGCCACUUGCGUAUUAUGUCGGGUUUUGCGAAAGGGCAGGUUGGGAAGUCAAAAGCGUGGGCACCAUUGGCGUUCACUACUCGGCCACUAUUUGGCGUUGGUACCGGAACUGGCUGGCCAACGAGGCCGACGUCACAGCCAAGUACGGACUGAGAUGGUUCAAGAUCUGGAAGUAUUUCCUCGCAUCAGCCACCAUCGCCUCCCGUCAAGGAUCUGCGACCUGCUAUCAGAUCACUCUGGUCAAGAACAUCAACAGCGUCCACCGCAUCGACGGAGUUUCGACGCAAUUUGCUCUCUCGACUGCCCUUGAGGCAAGUAAGAAGGCCCGCAGGGCAGUGUUCCCUGCCAACUAG